Molecule: messenger RNA, 1764 nt
Organism: Hyaloscypha bicolor E
Lineage: Eukaryota; Fungi; Ascomycota; Leotiomycetes; Helotiales; Hyaloscyphaceae
Product: WSC-domain-containing protein
Exons: 2
Coding region: 1-1764 (587 amino acids)
Source: RefSeq, a predicted model, not a curated record
AUGCGUUCGUCAACCGUUUUCCUGGCGACUUUCGCCGCCUCCGCCUCCGCCUAUAGUGCGAACCAACGUACCUUCGCGGUCAACCAUUUCUAUGGCAACGGUCCUUUGAUGAUGGGCCGUGUGGAUCCCAUCAUCAGCCCAGGUGGUCCCUCAGGUCACGUCCACGCCAUUCAAGGAGGAAACGCGUUCGGCAUGACCAUGACCGAUACCCAGGCUCUGACCUCCACCUGUACCUCGUCCCUCGUGAAGAACGAUAAGAGCAACUACUGGACUCCUUCCCUGUACUUCCAAGACCCAACGACCGGUCUCCUCGAGGACGUUGAGAUGUUUUACAUGAACGUCUACUAUUUCUUUGAGGCUACCACUGAUGUUAUUGAGCCUUUCCCACCCGGACUUCGCAUGGUCGUGGGCAACCCCAGUCUCCGAUCUCCUCCUGCCACUGGUGGUGAGAGCAUCACGGACCAAUCGGAUGGACCUAUUCAACCUGUGCAAUGGGUCUGCCCGCGAUCAAACACCAACACCCCGCUGUAUCCCGCCAACUCGGAUGGCCUUCACGGUGUUGGUAUUGGAGACCCAAACAAUCAGGGUGCAGGUGUUGGAUUCUCUGACAAGAACUGCGAUGGUUACGCCUCACCUCUCCGUGCCGAUAUUCACUUCCCUUCGUGCCUCGACAACUCGAAAAACAUCGACGACUACAAGAACAACAUGGCCUGGCCUAUCAAUGGCAACUGCCCUCCCGGCUUCACUCAUCUCCCUCACCUCUUCUACGAAGUCUACUGGAAUACCCCCUUGUUCGCCAGCAGAUGGACUCAAGGCCAAGGCAAGCAGCCAUUUGUUCUUUCCCACGGUGACCCCACCGGCUAUGGGAUCCACGGCGAUUUCCUCGCUGGCUGGGAUACCGCAACCUUGACCCAAAUCAUCAACAACUGCGAUGCCGGAGACGCAGGAAUGGACAAGUGCCCCGGUCUCAUCGGUGGACUCAAUGACCCAUCAACUUCUUGCAAUCUCGUCAGCCCUGUCAAUGAGGUUAUCAGUGGUACGAUGUCCAAGCUCCCGGGUAACAACCCGAUCGGCGCUUGGGGUGUCCCCGUUGGUGGCGCUCCUGCUGCCUCUGUCUCUGCUCCUGCUGCCUCUGCUCCUGUUGCGACGUACCCCGCCAGUGCUGGAACACAACCAGCCUCGAGCGCAGCUCCCGGUAACGGAAAGCCAACCACUUCUCCUGCUGGUGUCGUUACUGGUGUGAAGUCGGGGCCUACCUUGACUUCUGAACCCGGAAAGGUUGCUGUCCCAGCCACUACCAAAGGAGCAGGUGGCAACACUCUCGUCACCUCAUAUGUCUCCGAGACCACCAUGGUCUACACUACUGUGACCGUUCCCGGCACUGCGCCAACCGACGCAGCCAAGCCCGAUGUCGAUGGCUGGAAGUACUAUGGUUGCUACCAAGACACUCGCGCUCGUGUCCUCAGCGGCAUCAAGCUUGCCAACAUCGGCAACCACCAAGUCACCAACACCAAGUGUGUGGCUUAUUGCGGUUCCAAAGGAUUCUCCAUGACCGGCACCGAGUAUGGUGGCCAAUGCUUUUGCGGUAAUGAACUGGUUGGUUCCAGCAAGAUCGCCGAGUCGGAAUGCGAUAUGCCUUGCGAAGGCGACGCCACCGAGACUUGCGGUGGAGGAAUGGCAUUGAGCGUUUACACCAGUAACUCAACAACAGCCAAGAGAUCACUCCGACACAUGCACCGCCACCUCAACCACCUCUUUUCCUAA